Molecule: messenger RNA, 1065 nt
Organism: Morchella importuna
Lineage: Eukaryota; Fungi; Ascomycota; Pezizomycetes; Pezizales; Morchellaceae
Exons: 3
Coding region: 1-1065 (354 amino acids)
Biological process (GO): lipid biosynthetic process
Molecular function (GO): iron ion binding; oxidoreductase activity
Source: RefSeq, a predicted model, not a curated record
AUGGAUAUCGUCUUGAGUGUUUUUGAUAACCUGUUUUUUGACAGGUUCUAUGCCACACUUCUUCCACUAGCUUCCGGCAUUUCAUUGGAUACAUUGAAGAAUAAUGCCACAAAUCUCGCUGGCGCUGCUGCCAUCGCUGCCACCAGGCUCAACGCCCCGAUAGUGAACGAUAUCGUAUCUGAAUACCUUGGGAUCGAACCCACGAAAUACGCGUUACUUUCACAAUGGCAACGGGGUGAUUGGGAAAGACAGGCACUGUCUUUGGGGUUGAUUACAUGGAUUUUUGGGCUUCUCAUCUACUUCGUAUUUGCGACAGUGUCAUAUGUGUUUAUUUUCGAUAAGGACACAUUCAAGCACCCAAAAUUCCUCAAGAACCAGAUACGCCAGGAAAUCAACCAAACAAUGUGGUCCCUCCCCAUCAUGGCCAUCUUCACCGCGCCAUUUUUCACCUUUGAGGUUAGGGGUUAUUCAUACCUUUACCAGAACGUUGAGGAUUAUGGGAAGGUCUACAUGUGGCUUCAAUUCCCGUUGUUUUUGAUGUUUACCGAUUUCUGGAUCUACCUCAUCCAUCGCGGUCUCCAUCACCCCCGCAUUUACAAGACUCUCCACAAGCCGCAUCACAAAUGGAUUAUGCCUACCCCAUACGCUAGUCAUGCUUUCCACCCUCUUGAUGGAUUUCUCCAGAGUGUUCCAUACCACAUUUUCCCAUUCAUCUUCCCACUUCAGAAGUUCGCAUACAUCGGACUUUUCAUGUUCAUCAAUGUUUGGACUAUCAUGAUCCACGAUGGAGAAUAUGUUGCCAAUUCCCCGAUCAUUAACGGAGCUGCCUGCCACACCAUGCACCAUCUGUAUUUCAACUACAACUACGGCCAGUAUACCACUCUUUGGGACCGCCUUCUUGGCUCCUACAGGAAGCCAAACAUGGAGCUCUUCUACAAGGAAACAAAGAUGGCGACUAAGGAGUGGCAGAAACAGGUUGCUGAGAUGGAGAAAGUUGUCAAGGACGUUGAGGGAGAUGACAGCUUCAGGGAAUACGCCUCGAUUGAGACAAAGAAAGCUAAAUAG